[Candida] anglica is the source of this 2502-nucleotide messenger RNA. Lineage: Eukaryota; Fungi; Ascomycota; Pichiomycetes; Serinales; Debaryomycetaceae. The record is from the annotation of a GenBank genome assembly.
UACUUUUGCAAGAGUCAUUGACAGUUUAUCCACACUUUUGUUUCUAGAUUAACUUCUAUUAGGUGCGCCGUUUUUAACCCACACCGUACCUUUCAACCCUUGUUGUACUUCGGGUUUCCACUUCCACCCACUUCUCUGUGUUUCUCAAUCUGUCGGUAGCCUGGAGCUUAUCAUUGACAGGUAAAAGCAAAAAAAAAAGAGAGGAAAAAAAAGAAUAGAGAGGAAGGCAAAACUGACAUAGAGUGUGUGGAAAGUUUGGAUAAUUGAUACUAGAAAGAUACAAUAUGGCUAGUAGUAACGCAUCUACCUCGGAGAUCCGCGAUGGUAUACCCGUGGUGCCCGCUCCAAGCUUCACAUGGAACGAUAAACUUGCACUCCCACAAGUGACUACAAGAGCAACCAUAGCUGGUUUAACCAUUGGAUCGAUUGUACUUGUGUCCAAUUUCCAAUUUGGCCUUCAAACUGGUUGGGUAUCGAUGAUGUCUCUCCCUUCUGCACUCUUGGGAUUUGCCAUUUUCAAGUUUCUUCCUUAUUCACAAGACUUUACCGACGUUGAAAAUGUCUUUGUACAAAGUGUAGCAGUUGCCGUGGGGACUGGUCCAUUGGCGUAUGGAUUAAUUGGGAUCAUUCCAGCCAUUGAAAAAUUUCUCACUGAAGAAGAAAGUGGUCUUAGUCGGAAACUUGUAUUUUCCAUGUCAGAUCUUAUGAUUUGGUCCUUGGGGUUAGCAUUAUUUGGAGUAUUUUUCGCAGUUCCGUUACGGAGACAAGUCAUUGUCAAGGAAAAGUUGCCCUUCCCCUCCGGUAGUGCCACCGCCACCUUAAUCUCAGUGUUACACGGUAGCGAAUUGAAUAGUGAGGUUGCAUCUACUAGUGGAGUUGCAGAACCAAUUCAAUUAGAAGAUGAAGAGAAUUCCUUACAUAACGGGAAUUAUACAAAUUCAAUUCAAUCUGAAGCUGAAUUUAAACUGCUUACAGAAUCGAAAAAUUAUGAUAAAAACAUCUCAUCAUUAUUAUAUACAUUUGCAUUGUCGUCUGCCUAUACAUUGAUAUCCUUUUUCUUCCCAGUGUUGAAGAAUUUGCCAGUGUUUGGUACACAUCUUUCACAAGAUUACAAGUGGAAUUUCCAACCUUCUCCUGCCUAUAUCGGUCAAGGUAUAAUCAUGGGAUUGCCCACCGUGUCUUACAUGUUAUUUGGUGCAAUUGCAGGUUGGGGUAUUCUUGCCCCAAUAGCCAAACUGAAAGGUUGGGCCCCAGGUCCUAUGGACGAUUGGGUACAUGGGGGUCAAGGAUGGAUCUUAUGGAUCAGUUUAAGUGUAAUGAUCAGUGACUCAUUGAUCCUGUUUGCCGUCGUUGCAGCUAGAUCUGUAUACGAUGGAGUUAAAAGAAUGAAGCGUGCACAAAGAAUAGAAACUGAAUAUAUCGCUUCUAUGGCAGCAGCAGCUGAUGCUGCCGCUGAGGGAGAACGCGAAAGUCUCUUGAACAAUGGAUAUUCCAAACGAGGCUCUGAAACUUCCUCAUUUUUGGUAGCUGAUGAAGUACCUCUGCAACAUUUAGUAGACUUCAAGAUUACGGUCUUGGGGGUUAUUUUGCUGUCGAUUCUUUGUGUUAUUUCUGUAAGAUUGGUGUUUGGUGACCUUAUCCCAUACUAUGCUACAGUAGUUGCCAUCAUCUUAGCGCUUUUCUUUUCCAUUCUUGGAGUUAGGGCUCUUGGAGAAACAGAUUUAAAUCCUGUCAGUGGAAUUGGUAAACUUUCUCAAUUGAUCUUUGCAGUUGUUAUACCGAACAACCAUCCAUCCAAGAUUUUAAUCAAUUUGGUUGCUGGAGGUAUCGCUGAAGCAGGAGCACAACAAGCAGGAGAUUUGAUGCAAGACUUGAAAACAGGUCACUUGAUAGGUGCCUCACCCAAGGCUCAAUUCAUUGCCCAACUCAUUGGUACCCUUUGGUCCGUUGUUUUGAGUAGUGUCAUGUACAAGGUCUACAAUGCCGUAUAUGAGAUUCCUAGUCAAAUGUUUAGAAUCCCUACUGCUAUCAUUUGGAUUGAUUGUUCAAGAUUGGUCACUGGCGAAGGUUUACCUCCUAUGGCGUUUGAAUUUCUGAUUAUCUUCGGUGUUGUGUUUGGAAUUAUAUCAUUAUUGAAGAAUGUGGUACCCAAGACUAGUCAAUAUCACAAAUAUUUAAUUUAUUUGCCUAAUGGAGUGGCAGUUGGUAUUGGUAUUUACAAUACUCCAAACUUUACCCUUGCAAGAUUCUUGGGCGGUGCGCUUUCGUACUGGUGGAUUAAUAGACAGGGUGCUAAGGGAUCUGAUAGUAAGAUCAGUAUGAUUAUUUUCAGUAGUGGACUCGUAUUAGGAGAAGGAUUGUUGAGUGGAUUUACCAUGUUGUUAACUAGUUUGGGAGUCAAGCAUUAUUAAAAGGGAGUAGAUGAAAUAUUUAAUUAGGAGAUAAGAUAGACGGUGGAACUAUAUGAAUAAUAAUUAUAGAGUUAUAUUCACUGUAACAGGA